UUGUUUAGGAUAAUUCCCAUUCUUGGAGAGGCCACUACGAGUGAGACAUUGCCAUUAGCUGAUUUCUAUGUGGUUCACCUAAAAAAUAAAAAGGAAAUAAAUUCGUUUCUGAAAAAAAUCCCGAUGUUUUUGGCAAAAUUUAAUCACCUGAAGCGAGUUGACAGAACGGGUGGAAUACUUGUGCAGCGCGUAGGAACUUUACCCGUUGGGCUUCUUGAUGCACUGAGGGAGUUUGGAGUAAAAGAGAGCGAUAUGGAGAUAGUCAAAGUGCCUUCUGUUAAACCAAUGACUCGACAACAGUUUGAUUGGGCUAAACAAUACUGGCCUACUUGCUUUCAUCCUGAUAAGGAGCUUGAAAGCUUAAUGAACAAUACAAGUUUUACGGAAAAAGACAAACAGCGCAUUUAUGAAUGGUGUGAACGAGCUCACCAAGUGGGGAGCAUAGUGGUGCAGUUUCAGAACGAUGAAGAGUUGGCGUGUGGGCAUCAGACGUAUCGACUCCUUAGUCAUUCUGUAAUGACAAUGGUGCAGAAGUUGGCGAAAUGCCCGCGGCGAGAGGGUGACUACUUAGCAACUAAUUGUGAUGUAUAUCUGAAGGAUGAGCCGUGUGCUAUGUGCGCUAUGUUAAGUUUAGGGAGUUGGCAACUUCAUCUAGAGCCCUCCAUCAAUCAUCAUUACCGUGUCUUUCAAGUUACUGAUAUCGCAGAAGAGGGAAGUGCAGUUUGUGGGAAAUGA
Molecule: messenger RNA, 735 nt
Organism: Strongylus vulgaris
Lineage: Eukaryota; Metazoa; Nematoda; Chromadorea; Rhabditida; Strongylidae
Source: the annotation of a GenBank genome assembly